AAGUCAAACCAAAUCAUGCCCAUAUCAUUUUCAAUCCCAAGAAACAGUCAGAAAUAUAUCUCACAAUUCUUUAUUCCACAAACAGAUUCAUCUUGAUUCCUUUUACCACAUCCACUUGAUCCCAUUGAUCAAGAACAACAUGGUGUUUAAAAGCUAAAAUACUGUUUGGAUCAUUCAAGAUUCAUUCUUUCUUGAAUGGGUUCAAAUAAAAAUCCAAUCUUGACCAAUGAUCCCAACACUACAGACAAGAAAUCAAACCCCAAACUAACUCUGUUACCUCUAAUAGCCCUAAUCUUCUAUGAAGUUUCUGGUGGCCCAUUUGGUGUAGAAGAUUCAGUCAGAUCAGGAGGUGGUGCUUUACUUUCUUUACUAGGCUUCUUAAUCUUCCCCCUUUUUUGGAGCAUCCCAGAAGCCCUUGUUACAGCUGAACUCGCCACAAGUUUCCCUAAAAACGGCGGUUAUGUUAUCUGGAUUUCAUCAGCUUUUGGACCCUUUUGGGGUUUUCAAGAAGGGUUUUGGAAAUGGUUUAGUGGGGUCAUGGAUAACGCACUUUACCCUGUCUUGUUUCUUGAUUAUCUUAAGCAUUCAGUUCCGGUUUUCGAUCAGUUGUAUGCUAGAGUUCCGGUUCUUAUAGGGCUUACUGUUUUGUUGACUUAUUUGAACUAUAGAGGUUUACAUAUUGUUGGAACAUCUGCUGUUGUUCUCGCCUGUUUCUCAUUGUUACCGUUUGUGGUAAUGGGUAUCGUUUCGAUUCCGAAAAUUCGGCCAAAACGAUGGGUUUCGGUGGAUUUCAAGAAAGUGGAAUGGAGGGGGUAUUUCAAUAGUAUGUUUUGGAACUUGAAUUAUUGGGAUAAGGCGAGUACGCUUGCGGGUGAGGUUGAGGAUCCGAGCAGGACGUUUCCGAAAGCGCUUUAUGGUGCGGUUAUACUUGUUGUUUGCUCGUAUUUGAUCCCGCUUUUGGCGGGUACGGGUUCGUUGGAUUCGGAUUAUAGGGAUUGGACUGAUGGGUAUUUUGCGGAAGUUGGGAUGUUGAUUGGGGGGUCUUGGUUGAAAUGGUGGAUUCAGGUUGCGUCUGCUAUGUCGAAUUUGGGGUUGUUUGAAGCUGAAAUGAGUAGUGAUGCUUUUCAACUUCUUGGUAUGAGUGAAAUGGGGAUGCUUCCUUCUGUAUUUGCUUCAAGGUCAAAGUUUGGGACACCAACAAUCAGCAUAUUAUGCUCAGCAACCGGUGUGAUCUUUCUAUCAUGGAUGAGUUUCCAAGAAAUCUUGGAACUCCUCAACUUCUUAUACGCAAUCGGAAUGCUGUUUGAAUUCGCGGCGUUUAUAAAACUGAGACUAAAGAAACCCGAUCUUCACAGACCGUAUAAAGUUCCUCUCAAAACAUUCAGCGCGACAUUGCUGUGUGUACCUCCCGCUUUUCUACUCAUUCUCGUUAUGUGUUUGGCAUCCGCAAGAACGUUUCUAGUGACCGGUGUAGUUCUUUUUGUCGGGUGCAUAUUGUACUCAGCCCUCAUGCAAAUGAAAAUUAAGAAGUGGGCCCACUUUAUAUCCGAUGACGAUGAUGUAAAUUCUACUGAUUGUGAUGUUGAAGACCAUGAAAGCUUGAAUAUGCACGCACGUGAUGAAGCUGGGGUCGGUCUGCUAUACGAGUCAUCAUCUUCUAAGGCGAAAAAUGUGUCGCAAACAUAACCCGACAAGGGGAAUCAAAGUUGGUUUUAGAUAUCUCGACUCGCAGUCAGCUAUAUUCUUGUUGUAUUUAAAAAGACAGAUUAGAAGCUGUAAAUUCUACUGGUUGUUUUCAAUCAUUUGGAAAAAAAAGGUAAGAAUGUUGAAACAAAUGUUGUACUAUCGUACUAUAAAAGCUCAUGUCUUGAAACACACUUUUUGGAUGUUACAUUUUAAACCCCUUAAGUUGUAUUAGAGGCAUAACUAACCCUUUGUGUUGUUGCUUGUC
This is a messenger RNA of Helianthus annuus (common sunflower), 1951 nucleotides long. RefSeq names its product probable polyamine transporter At3g19553. The record is from RefSeq and is a predicted model, not a curated record. Lineage: Eukaryota; Viridiplantae; Streptophyta; Magnoliopsida; Asterales; Asteraceae. The transcript has 2 exons. Gene Ontology annotation, cellular component: membrane. Gene Ontology annotation, biological process: transmembrane transport. The coding region runs from base 196 to 1686 and encodes 496 amino acids. Gene Ontology annotation, molecular function: transmembrane transporter activity.